AUGCAUUUCGCUCUCACAGCUGCAAUCUCGGCUCUUCUCGUAGCGAGCGCUUCCGUCGCGGUGCCAACCAAGCGGGAUCAGGUGAAGACGUAUUCGACUAAAUACGAAGCCCCACUGGUGCUCAGAUCAACCCAGUCCGACUACAAGUCGCAUUACGCAUCAUUCAAUGGCGACAGGGAUGGCUCCGGUCACCAGAUUCUCGUGACGAUGCACAACGGCAAGCCUGCUCCCGCGGAGACAUUCAAGUUCCUGUCUGUCACCUCCAACGUGAUCGGCUCUUCAGGCUUCCCCAGCGGCUGUUACGGUCUUGGUGACAGCGGCGGAAGUGAGUGCUACGGUAUUCUGCAAUCGACCAAGAACACAAAUUACUGCAUCGCCGCCAACGUCCUCAAGCAGAGCAACGCGCGCUUCAUCGCUGUUCCAUGCUCAUAUGCUGACGACGAUAGCCAGCUGGCCCAGACUUGGAGGUUGACUUCGACCCCUGCCGGGUGGUCAAACAGCCAACCGGUCAACUUCACUACGGUCGUUGCUUUCUAUGGGCACAACUUCUACAACAGCCCCAACGAAUCGUACACCGUCAAGCCGGGCCAGACUCCCAAUGUCAAGGUCGAGCUCGACUACACCACCACCGCCUCCGACUAUAGCUUGCUCCUCUCAGACAAGCUUUAA
Messenger RNA from Tilletiaria anomala UBC 951, 669 nucleotides. RefSeq lists its product as uncharacterized. Lineage: Eukaryota; Fungi; Basidiomycota; Exobasidiomycetes; Georgefischeriales; Tilletiariaceae. The coding region runs from base 1 to 669 and encodes 222 amino acids. The record is from RefSeq and is a predicted model, not a curated record. The transcript is spliced from 2 exons.